This is a messenger RNA of Stylophora pistillata, 1359 nucleotides long. RefSeq lists its product as uncharacterized. The record is from RefSeq and is a predicted model, not a curated record. NCBI's taxonomy places the organism in Eukaryota, Metazoa, Cnidaria, Anthozoa, Scleractinia, Pocilloporidae.
AAAGAUCAUAAGCUGUCUCGUUAGCAGUACCAGGAGCGUACAUUGUUCAUACGCCAUGCAUAUUGGUGUUAGUGUCAUAACUUGUUUGGCUUUUCUCCAGAGUUUUCCUGAGCUUGCCCUUGCUUGUACUGAAAACUUUGAGUGUAAUCAGAAAAACUCGUCGAUAAGGAUCAUUUGUUGCUCCAGUGCUUGCAAACGUUGGUGGAAAUGUCCCGAUGCUUGCAUCUCGGACGAUACUUGCAAUGGCGGAAAGAUUUGUGUUCGUAACAGCUGUAGAGAUCCGGACAUCAGGUUUACAGCCUUUUGUAGCUCUAAUACAGACUGCCUUGAAGAUGAAGAAUGCGAAUCUGGUCUAUGCAAGCCGGCCCCGCGACCCGUUACUCCUGAAAAUUCCGAGAAUGUUCAAGUCAGCUUUCAUUUUGAUCAUCGCGUAUUCGUCAUAGUUGGAAUCGUUUUCGGGGUCUUGAUCUUUGUUGUCGUUAUAGGAUAUGGUUGGUAUCUCUCUUAUAGAAAACGUAGAAGACAAAGAUUAUCUAGAGGAGUAUAUUCUGCCUCUACCCAGGUGGGCCAUGGUGUAAAUUUAUUUUUACCUCCGCGUAACGGAGUUGAAACGUUUUCGUUGAACAGAACCAGUCCGACAUUAAAUCCAAUGAAUGGCUUCUCUCGCCCCCAAAUACCGCCUCCUGCGUAUGAUGCAGUAACGCUAGACAGUAGCUUAGACGUGGAAUCUUCAUUACCGUCAUCUUAUGAUGAUCAAGUCCGUGAGACUGCUACGAGAAUUGGCGACGAAGCACAGGUACAGUAACUCUGCAUCAAGCUUUGGAAGCAAUUUUGAUAAAACAGCGUCAUCUCUUGAAGAUUCUUAUUUGACAACUUCACUUCUGUGGGUACUAUUCAGAUCUCCUUCCUCAAAAUCUCUUCUGUCCAUUUGUUAAAUUAUUUGUAAUUCUUAACAUGUAUGUUACCUUUAGUUUUUAGCAGCAUAUGAUGUUGAACCUUUCACAUGUGGCAUAAUCAAAUAAUAGAUUUCUUCACUUGUACAUAAUAUCGUGAAAUUUUAUAAAUUUUCGAUAUUUAUUUAUUUUCUUUGGAAGGCUGGGGGUGUUGGAGAUCGAUUGUGGGGACAUUGGGUAGGACUUUAUUUCUAUUUGAUCCUCCUUUGAUGUUUCAUAGUCCAUUAUUCAAAAUACUGUUAAGAAAAUGUGAUAGUUCCCUUGCCUCUCUGCAUAAAUGAUUUAAAAUAAAAUAACAUACUCUGUUCAGUCUCAUAGUUGAGCCAUUUGAAUGUUUCAGUGUUGUACCAGCAAACUUGUUUGAAUUUGCAUUACAUGUAUUUGUCAUUAAAAAAAAAGUAAAGUC